Molecule: messenger RNA, 1241 nt
Organism: Sturnus vulgaris (Common starling)
Lineage: Eukaryota; Metazoa; Chordata; Aves; Passeriformes; Sturnidae
Gene: ZNRF2
Product: zinc and ring finger 2
Biological process (GO): proteasome-mediated ubiquitin-dependent protein catabolic process; protein K48-linked ubiquitination
Cellular component (GO): intracellular membrane-bounded organelle; membrane; cytoplasm
Molecular function (GO): ubiquitin protein ligase activity
Source: RefSeq, a predicted model, not a curated record
AUGGGCGCGAAGCAGAGCAGCCCCACCGCCGCCAAUGGCCGCACCCGGGCGUACUCGGGCGGGGACCUGCCUUCCUCGAGCAGCAGCAGCAGCGGCGGCGCUAACGGGACCGGCGGGCGCUCGGCCGGCGGCGGCGGGCGCUACGCGCACCUGGCGGCCGCGCCUCACGCUGCUCCCGGCGGCGCGGCGGCCGCGGCGGCCGGAGGAGCGGCGGCGGCGGCGGGGAGUGCCGCGGCGUCGGCACCCCGGAGCAGAUCUCUAGGGGGUGCCACGGCCUCCGGGGCCCGGGCGGCGCAGUCUGCCUUCAACAUCCCCCACAGCAGCGGCCCCUACGGCUCGCAGGACUCGGUCAGCAGCACCCCGGAGGAGGGCGGCCGGGAGCGGCCCGCGGGGGGCGGCGGCGGCUCCGGCUCCUCCGGCGGGCCCCGGCUGGUGAUCGGCUCGCUGCCCGCGCACCUCUCGCCGCACCUGUUCGGAGGAUUCAAGUGCCCUGUAUGUUCAAAAUUUGUAUCCUCUGACGAAAUGGAUUUACAUCUUGUAAUGUGUUUGACAAAACCAAGGAUAACCUACAAUGAGGAUGUGCUGAGUAAAGAUGCUGGGGAGUGUGCAAUAUGCCUGGAAGAGCUGCAGCAAGGAGAUACUAUAGCACGGCUGCCUUGCCUCUGCAUAUAUCAUAAAGGCUGCAUAGAUGAAUGGUUUGAAGUAAAUAGAUCUUGCCCUGAGCAUCCAUCAGAUUAAGACAAGAUUCAUAUUUUUAGCUGCUUCCACUGAUCAGAAAACAUUGGAGAUGUGAGGUUCCCUUGCUGAACACAGCGUGCCUGGCUUGAGACUUAGUUCUUUGUGGCUGAAAAAGGCAAAGAUGGACAGUGACACGGACAAAGCAUUGCAGACACUGUUACUUGCCAGUAGUGCUCGGUAUACCAAACACUCAUGCAAAGGACACACAGGGAUUUUGAAAAUGCUGCACAUCCUGUAACAAUCUACUCCCCAGAGACAUUGCUGACACUAUUUUGUAUCGAAGGCCAAAGUUCCUAAUUUCAGCCUAACUUCUGGUUCUGUGAAGAAGCGAGUUAUUGGACAUGUUUCCUACUGCCUCCAGUGGAAGCGGAGACGUUCGAUACGUGCUAUCUGAGACCCUUGCAGGGGGACGGCCCCAAAUUCGAGUGGGAACAUUUUUACCUUCUCCUUGGCUGAAGAACAGUAAAUGGCAAAAUAAAUAAAAUCUAACAGUGUGACCUUAA